This is a messenger RNA of Acanthopagrus latus (yellowfin seabream), 4900 nucleotides long. RefSeq names its product CD109 molecule (gene cd109). NCBI's taxonomy places the organism in Eukaryota, Metazoa, Chordata, Actinopteri, Spariformes, Sparidae. Bases 275 to 4675 code for a protein of 1466 amino acids. Gene Ontology annotation, molecular function: endopeptidase inhibitor activity. The record is from RefSeq and is a predicted model, not a curated record. Gene Ontology annotation, cellular component: extracellular region. The transcript has 33 exons.
UUGGUACAGACCACAAAUAAUGAAACAAGUACAUUUUCCUCUGUGUGAACAGUUUAAACAUCCUAAGAGUUGAAACGCCAAGUUUCCCAAGAAGUGCUCCCAAGUAAAGGCUCCCUGGGGGGAGUCAGGUAAACUGACUCUGGUUCAGUUCAUCAGGUGAUACUGUAGGAGGAGGAGGAGGGGUCACAGGUAUCUGCAGGUAUGAAGACCGCGGCUGACAUCACCUGCCUCCAGCUCCGAGCGAAGCCCCGUGGAGCGAGGGUCACUCGUGCAGAUGGAGCAACUCCAGGCGUGGAGAUUCUUCGGCCUCAUCGUUCUCACCACCGCCCAGACCACCACACUCAGCCCCGACCCUCAGCCCUCCUACCUGCUGCUGGCUCCCAAAGACGUCCGUCCUGGAGUCCCAACGUCGGUGUCAGUCACCAUCCUGACCGCCUCACCGGUCACUGUAUCUGCUCACAUCAUUCACAACAACCAGACCGGGGCCUCAAACUCUACCACAGUUGAAGGAGGUUCAACUAAGUUGCUGACUUUGCCACCUAUCCAGGAGAGCGAGUCCAGCUACUGGCACCCUUACAUCCUGGAGGUCAAAGGUCACGUGGGCGGCGUCCAGGUCUUCUCCAACUCAACACAGCUGCAGUUCCACCCCAAAUGCCUCUCCACCUUCAUCCAGACAGACAAGCUGAACUAUCAGCCGGGGCAGGUGGUGAAGAUCAGGGUGCUGUCCGUUCACCCCAACGGGAAACCCUUCAUGAGCCCAGUGGACAUCAUCAUCAGGGAUCCGAGGGGGAACCUGCUCAGACAGUGGCUGGCUGCAGAUAGUGUCCUCGGGGUUGUGUCCAAAGAGUUUCAGCUGUCUGAAAACCCACCUCUGGGUGGAUGGACCAUCGUCACAACAGUCAAUAGUGUUUCAACUGAGAAGCAUUUCAGUGUGGUCCAUUAUGUUCUGCCAAAAUUUGAAGUUGUGAUAAACGUUCCGAAAGUAAUUCAUCAUGAGGACACUCUGUGGGGCUCCGUCACAGCGAAAUACACGUACGGGAAGCCUGUUCAGGGAGAUAUGAAUAUAACAUACCUGCACCACUUUCAUGGUAUUGAAGACGUUUAUGAUGAAUUCAGUGAGAUUGACGGCACCGCAGACUUCAUGUUUGACGUUCCCGAAUACCACCCCAUGAGCAAAAGAGCUGUAGAGAGUGCCUUCUAUGAGGGAUCCGUGGAUUAUGAGUUUUUGACGAUUGUGGUUCAUGUGACUGAACAGCUGACAGGUCUCACAUACAACAGUACAGCAAAGGUGACUUUGGCAAAGUUCAGAUUUAAAGUUUCCUUUGAUUGCUAUCCCCAAAUAUUAAGGCCCUUUCUGAACUUCACUGCCAGGCUGAAAGUAUCUACAUACAAUGAUGAGCCGCUGUCACCGGAAGAUCUGCUGAAAAACAUCCAAGUUUCAGUGAUGCAGGGAAUUCAAAGUCCAUGGAGCUGGAAUAAGGAAGAAAUAGACAUAAUGGAGCCUCGUCAAGGAAAAAAGUUGGAUGUUCCCUUUAUGCAAGUCCGUCCGGAGGAGAUGCCGCCUGUAGACAUGGAGUUUCCUGUCCCAGCAGAUGGAGUCAUACCCCUCUACAUCCAGAUAAUGAACGGAACCGAAACACUCACAAUUGAUGCUUCUUUUCGGGACAGCUAUAGCACUCUACAGCUCUAUAGAAGCUACACAUCCCCCAGUGACUCCUACCUGCAGAUUCAGAAACCCUCCAGACCUGUAGAGGUUGGUGAACCUCUCCCACUGCACAUUGAAAGGAAUUUUCCCAUGACUGAGAUUCACUACAUAGUGAAGUCCAGAGGUCAGGUGGUUUCUGCUGGGAAAGGCUCUGGAGUUCUAACUCUGGUCCCAGACAUCACUUGGGCUCCUCUGGCCUGCAUCAUCGUCUACUGUGUGCAUCCAAAUGGAGAGAUCGUCAAUGAUGUGAUACAGUUACCCAUCAAACAAACGUUACAGAACCAGGUUUCUCUGAGCUGGAGCAACGCUAUGGUGAGACCAGGUAACAAUGUGACUCUAGAGGUCGCUGUGGCGGAACCUGCCUCUCUGGUAGGGAUCCUGGUGGUGGACAAGGCGACGAAGUUUGCAGGAUCACACAAUGACAUCUCCAAGGAGUCGGUGCUGAGGGAGAUGGGGGGGUACGAGGUUUCCACAGCCAACGCCUAUUCUGACACGUUGAGAAUGGGAGAUCCAGACUCCAUCUUUAAGACAUGUGGUCUUGUAGCGUUGACUGAUGCCACUUUAUACAUGAUGGACCAUCAUAUGAAUCCUGAAUUUCCAGGGGAGGGAAUACAUCUCCUGGCUGACACAGAAAUUCAAUACAUGGAGCAAAAACAGGAGCCACGCGAGCGCUGGAACUUUCCAGAGACCUGGAUAUGGAUGGACACUAACACUGGUAAUUCCGACUCAGCAGAGAUACAUCUGACUGUACCUGACAGCAUCACAACCUGGACGGCCACCGCCUUCGUCUUAUCUGAGAACCUGGGCCUGGGCAUCGUAGAGAGUCCUGCAGAGCUCACAGUGUUCCAGGAUUUCUUCCUUUCUUUGAAUCUUCCGGCCUACGUUAUCCGAGGAGAGGAGCUGCUGCUGGAGGUCAUUCUGUUCAACUAUCUGCCACAGGACCUGGAGGUCAUGGUGAUUGUUGCACACAGCGACACCUUCCAGUUCGUCUUCCCGGACAAUGAGGAGCUCCCCACGCCCAACGUUCGUCAUGUGUCGGUGAGGAGCCAGAGCGGGGCGUCCGUCCUCAUUCCCAUCAGGCCGCUGGUCCUCGGAGAGAUCCCCGUCUCUGUGAAAGCCAUGUCGUCUGAGGGGUCCGACUUCGUCCGCAUGGGUGUGCUCGUCAAGGCCGAAGGACUCGAGCAGUCGUUCUCCACCUCGCUGCUGUUUGAGGUUUCUGCCUCGCAGCUUUCCAGAGACGUGAUUUUCACCUUCCCGGCAGAUGUUGUGGAGGGCAGCGAGAGGGUUUCAGUGACGGCCGUCGGUGACAUCCUCGGCCCCUCCAUCAGCGGCCUGGACUCUCUGAUCCAGAUGCCGUACGGCUGCGGGGAGCAGAACAUGAUCCACUUUGCACCGAACAUCUACGUUCUGCAGUAUCUGAGCGCUACAGGACAGGCUGACCAGGACAUCACAGACACAGCAACAACGUACAUGAUGAAAGGUUAUGAGCGAGAGCUGUCCUAUCAGAGAGUGGACGGCUCCUUCAGUGCCUUCGGAGACAGCGACUCAUCUGGAAGCACCUGGCUCUCCGCCUUCGUGCUGAGGUGUUUCCUGCAGGCACGGCCAUUCAUCAGCAUCGACGCCCACGUGUUGCACAGAGCAGCGGCCUGGUUAGGGGCCCAGCAGGGGGCUGAUGGGAGAUUCGAAGAGCCCGGUCGGGUCAUCCACACGGAGCUCCAAGGGGGCCUGGACGGCCCUGUGUCGCUCACAGCCUACGUCCUCAUCGCCCUGCUUGAAGAUGACGACAUCAAGGCUCAGUACUGGAGCCAGGUGUCUGCUGCCCUGAUGUUCCUGGAGACCCGUCUGGCCCUCGGCGUCUCCACUAACUACAGCCACAGCCUGCUCACUUAUGCUCUGGUUCUGGCUGGCAGUUCCAGCGCACCGACAGCAAUCAAUGAGUUGAUUGGACGCGCCGAGAUGAGAGACGGCGUGCCGAUGUGGUCUUCCCCAGACGGCAGCCUGUCGUCCUCGUGGCAGCCUCGCUCUGCGGACAUCGAGAUGGCGUCCUACGUGCUGCUCUCUCAACACAAACUGGGCCUCAUCGCAGAGGGGCUCAGCCUCAUGAAGUGGCUCAGCCAGCAGCGGAACCCCAGGGGGGGAUUCGGGAGCACUCAGGACACAGUCGUGGCUCUGCAGGCCUUGUCCACGUUCACAGCUCUUGGUGGGUCUCACGACAUCGACCUCACCGUCAAAGUGGAAACUGACCCAUCAACCACCGUCGCCGCCUUCCAUAUCCGCCAGGACAACUACCUGCUUCACCAGAGCCAGCAGAUUGAACCAGAGGAGACGCUGAACCUGAAGGUUACCGCAGAGGGCCGAGGACUCGCUCUGUUUCAGCUGAACGUGUUUUACAACAUCAGGAGCGAUGAGCCGAUGAUGAGGAGGAGGCGACACACAGGAGAGCACGAGGCGUUUCAUCUGUACGUCGACCUGUACGAUGCGGAGUCAGACUCCGCACAGCUGCACAUCUGCAGCAGUCUGUCGGAGGGUUCGGGUCUGAAUGCGACGGGCAUGGCCAUCGUGGAGGUGGGUCUGCUGAGCGGCUUCACUCUGCCUCCAGAAGGCUUACCGACCGAUGAUGCCUUAAAGAAGGUGGAGACACAGCCGGGGAAAGUCGUCCUGUACCUGGACUCUGUGACAACGGACGAGAUGUGUGUACAGAUUCCUCUGGUCAUGGAGUACAAAGUCGCCAAAAUGCAGGAAGCGAGUGUUGUCAUCUAUGAUUAUUAUGAACCAAGACGGAGGACGGUGAGGAUGUAUAAAUCAGACUGGAGGAGCGACAUGUCGGCCAGCUACUUCUGUGGCGAUGACUACAGUCAGUGCUCCGACAGCACAGUUUAUCACAUCAGCGCUGCGUCACCCUGCAGCCACAACUUCCAGCUAACCGGUUCACUUCCCGCUCUGCUCCUCCUCUUCCUCCUCCUCAUCUAAAUGAGGUCAAGCUAUUUCUAGGUCAGCUCUGUAGAUGCAUAUAUUUCUCAAGCUUUGUGGAAGAUGCGAGUCGUUUACAUGAGUUGUAUGAUGUGAUUGAUUUUUUGAAAAUGCACAAUUUUUUUUAUGUUGUUUUAAUAAACAUGUCUCCUAGUUUUACUGAUUAUUGUGCCUGUCACCUGCCUGGUGUUGAUUAGAAUGAAAAAUUAAAUUUUAAUUGAUGUU